This is a messenger RNA of Perkinsus marinus ATCC 50983, 2595 nucleotides long. RefSeq names its product ribonucleoside-diphosphate reductase, large subunit, putative. The coding region runs from base 44 to 2422 and encodes 792 amino acids. Lineage: Eukaryota; Perkinsozoa; Perkinsida; Perkinsidae. Gene Ontology annotation, biological process: deoxyribonucleotide biosynthetic process; DNA replication. Gene Ontology annotation, molecular function: ATP binding; ribonucleoside-diphosphate reductase activity, thioredoxin disulfide as acceptor. The record is from RefSeq and is a predicted model, not a curated record. The transcript has 24 exons. Gene Ontology annotation, cellular component: ribonucleoside-diphosphate reductase complex.
AGCUGUUUCGGUGCUUUGUGUGUUGAGAUCUUCCUCGCCGAAAAUGGUUAUGUAUGUGAUCAAGCGUAAUGGACAGAAGGCUGAUGUUCAGUUCGACAAGAUCACCAGAAGGAUUCGUCCGUUGACUAGAGGCCUCAACGAAGACUAUGUGGAUGUGACGCAGAUAACGCAGAAGGUUGCUGAAGGAAUUUACCCGGGUGUCACUACUACGGAGCUGGAUUCCUUAGCUGCUGAGACGUGCGCGUAUAUGUCGCAAGUGCAUCCAGAUUUCUCCACUCUGGCGGCUAGGAUUGCUGUCAGUAACUUGCACAAGAACACUCACGAGAAGUUCUCGGAUACGGUCACUGAGCUGUACCAAAUCACCGAUGGUCGUGGUCGGCAUGCCCCUCUGGUCAGUGAGGAGGUCUACAACAUAGUCAUGGCUAAUGCUGAAAAGCUUGAUAAGGCGAUCGACUAUGAGCGUGAUUUCGACUAUGAUUACUUUGGCUUCAAGACGUUGGAGAGAUCGUAUCUGUUGAAAAGGCCUUCGGAUAAGUCAUGCAUUGAGCGACCGCAGCACAUGAUCAUGAGGGUGGCAGUGGGUAUCCAUGGUGAUGAUGUGGACGCAGCUAUAGAGACAUAUGAUCUGAUGUCCACUAGAGUGUUCACUCAUGCUACUCCUACUCUGUUCAACUCGGGUACACCGCAUCCUCAGAUGUCGAGCUGCUUCUUGCUCUCUAUGAAGGGAGACUCUAUUGAGGGAAUCUAUGACACUUUGAAGCAGUGCGCGAUGAUCUCGAAGACCGCUGGUGGUAUUGGUGUUGCUAUUACUGGCAUUAGAGCUACUGAGAGUUACAUCAGAGGCACCAAUGGUUUCUCUAAUGGGAUAGUUCCGAUGCUAAGAGUGUUUAAUGAUACUGCGAGAUACGUGGAUCAAGGUGGUGGUAAGAGGAAGGGAUCUUUUGCGGUGUAUCUCGAGCCGUGGCAUGCCGAUGUGUUCGAGUUCCUUGACUUGAAGAAGAAUCAUGGAAAGGAAGAGCAGCGUGCUCGUGACCUCUUCUAUGCCUUAUGGAUUCCCGAUCUUUUCAUGAAGCGCGUUAUGUCCAACGGUGACUGGACGUUAUUUUGUCCCAACGAGGCGCCUGGCCUCCAGGACACAUACGGUGACGAGUUCGAGGCUCUUUAUGAAAAGUAUGAGAAGGAUGGUAUUGGCAGGAAGACAGUGAAAGCCCAGUCACUGUGGUUCAAAAUUCUGGAAUCACAGCAAGAGACCGGCAUUCCAUACAUGUUAUAUAAGGACUCGGCGAACCGUAAGAGUAACCAGAAGAACCUCGGAACGAUUCGAUGCUCUAACUUGUGCUGUGAAAUCAUCGAGUACACCAGCCCGGAUGAAGUAGCCGUAUGUAACCUCGCCUCUAUUGCACUCAAUAUGUUCGUCGAUAAAAAGACCCGUACUUAUGACUUUGACCGUCUUCAUCGAGUCACCAAGGUAGUGACUAGAAACCUGAACAAGGUUAUCGAUCGCAACUAUUACCCUGUUCCAGAGGCCAGAAGAAGCAACAUGCGUCAUAGACCUAUUGGAAUUGGCGUUCAGGGACUUGCGGAUGCAUUCCUCCUAAUGCGUUUCCCAUACGAGUCGCCUGAGGCCUUGAAGCUGAACAAUGAGAUCUUCGAGACCAUCUACCACGCCGCGUGUGAGGCGAGCAUGGAGUUGGCCAAGAAGGAUGGGCCUUAUGAGACGUUCGAGGGUAGUCCAGCUAGCGAGGGGAUCCUGCAGUUUGAUAUGUGGGAUGUGACCCCAGAUUCGGGCAGGUGGGAUUGGAAUUCAUUGAAGGAAGAGAUCAAGAAGAACGGUAUGCGUAACUCCCUUUUGAUCGCCCCAAUGCCUACCGCCAGCACUGCUCAAAUACUCGGAAACAAUGAGGCUUUCGAACCAUAUACGCAGAACAUAUAUGUUCGCCGCGUGCUUGCCGGCGAGUUCGUCCAAGUGAAUCGGCAUCUGGUCGAUGACCUUAUGGAGCUAGGGUUGUGGAACGACGAAAUAAAGGAUAAGAUAAUCAGGCAGAAAGGCUCAGUGCAGGGGGUCGAGGAGAUCCCUAAGGAAGUUCAGGAACUCUAUAAGACUGUCUGGGAAAUAAAACAGAAAAAAAUUCUGGACAUGGCCGCUGGGCGAGGACCGUAUAUUGACCAAUCCCAGUCACUGAAUAUACAUAUGACCAACUGUACUAACGCCAAGCUCUCCUCCAUGCACUUCUAUGGCUGGAAAUUGGGAUUGAAAACUGGACAAUAUUAUUUACGUACAAAAGCUGCUGCUGAUGCCAUUCAGUUUACCUUGGAUGCAAAGAAGAUUACAAUGGAGUCGCCUCUGAAGCCGAGGACGUCACCCUUGAAACCUCAAUACGUGCAGGAGGACGAGGAGACGUGCAUCGCAUGCAGUGGCUAGGCACGCUUGAGGCAUCGAUGGCAGAGAUCAUAAAUAGCGACGAUAUAUGAUCUAGAUUCAUUUCUUAAUCUGCUAUCUAUCACACUUCAACCAUAUGUAGUUUCAUUUGCUUGGCUCUCCUCAUUUUCAUUAGAAUAACUCUUCUAUCAUGCACGCCCAGAAUUACUAGGAAC